Messenger RNA from Erpetoichthys calabaricus (reedfish), 2342 nucleotides. Its product is annotated as transmembrane protein 26-like. NCBI's taxonomy places the organism in Eukaryota, Metazoa, Chordata, Cladistia, Polypteriformes, Polypteridae. The transcript has 4 exons. The coding region runs from base 382 to 1563 and encodes 393 amino acids. The record is from RefSeq and is a predicted model, not a curated record.
UGGACGUGAGCGUGUAGACAUGUGUUGGUAGACGUUCUUCUUUUCCCAACUUAUUUAUUUAUUUUUUUUUUACCUUUCUAGCAGGAGAUAUCAAGAAAUUGCCAUACCUUUUUUAUUCCCACUGUAACCGUGGAUUGCCUAAACAAAAAAAGAACGUUUGCAAUCGGCAAAGGGGGAUGUCAGUUCUUUGUGCAUAACUGUUUUAAUAUCGAAUGGAUCGAGCCCACUUAAAGCACGCCUUCCUUGGGACAAAACGACGACCAUUGCUUAUAACCACUGAUCCAAGCAGUAUGUGAACGCUGCCUAUUAUUUAAUGAGCCUAAAGGCCCAUUUCUUGGUCUGCUUUUCUCUUCAUGUCCGCGGCCAGCUGGACAUUUUCAUAUGCAGUACCCGAAGAGGAUCAUUCAGGCCUACUUUAGUCGCCUGCUGCUUCUCGUGCACGGCUUUGUUGCCGUCUGGCAUACAGUGUGGGUAACGGGAAACCCCCUGUAUUGGGGACUUUUGACCGGCGUUGGCAUUCUUCUCGGAGAGGGAGUUUUUACGCUGCGGUCCACUAAGUCCGGGGAGUGGAAAUGGUUCUCUUUGAUGGUGUUUCUGUACCUGUGCACUACCAUCCCCUGUAUUUGGGUGCUAGAGCUCCAUUCACUGGAUUCCACAAUUUUAACAAGUAUAAGCCCAGAGACUACUCCAGCUGCACUUCAGAAACCAGACUUGACAAGGAUCAGUAUCACGGCUGAAGAGGCAAUGUGGACAUCUGGAGUUGAGCAAACCAUGAUGUUGAUGUUAGUAGUGGGUCGCUGGCUAAUGCCAAGAGGUGAUCUUUCCCGUGCGCAGCUAUAUGAACUGCUUCUGGUGGAGAGUGCACUAGGAGCUGACAUUCUGGACAUUCUUGAUACCAGCAAACAGUCACAGGUUGAAACAAACAGAGCCAUCCGUGUCAUGGGGCUGGGGGUUUUCUCCUGGUCCAUGAUUCAGUUUCCUCUUGUUUUAACUAAGAUUGAGGACAGUGACUCCUAUAAGUAUUCUAAGGUGCCCUUAAGUGAUAAUGGGAAGCUACAAGUACUCCCUAAAGUCAGAACAUGGUUUAGAUCAUGCAUCUCUAGCCAGAUCUGUACUUUAUUGAUAUCAUUGUGCAUGCAGGAUGGGCCCUCUCUAGUAUAUCGCCUUUAUCUGCUUAUUGAAAAGAACAUGAAGAACCAGAUGAUGAUCUUCUUUAUAUGCCAGCAUAUCCUUCUGAUCAUCCUGCAGAUCAACAGGAUAAUUGUUUACCCUGAUUGUGAUGAUGAAGAAUUGAAGGAUUUGAAAGAGCUCGGAAAAGAAAGAAAGGUCAAACUAUGUACUCGGAACAACUGUCAGACCUUGAUGAGUCGUCUGGUCUUCAUCUUUCAUGGCUUGCUCACCGUUUGGUUUGUUGUCUCGAUGAAAGGCGAAUCCUUGUAUUGGGCGCUGAGCACAGGAGUGCUGCUUCUGUUUGUAGAAGCUCUAAUCACUCUCUGCUGCCCCUACCAUCUUGACUUGAAAUGGCAAGAGCUACAGUAUAUAUUGGCAUUUUUGAAUGGUUGAACUUAAGGCUAGCACUAUGGAGUUAUAUUGCUGAUUUUUUUUUUCCUUAUUUCAUGAAUAUAAGAGAGACUGAUGUGAAAGGACUGUUUAUAAAUCAAGCACAAUGUGUACCUGCCUAUUAGAAAUGUCAAGCUUUAUAUACAAGUUUAUGUAAUAAUGGCCAUUGAAGUGAUUUGCACAAAUCAUACUAAGUUAAGAAGUACGAUGCCUAUGUAAUGCCCAGAUUUUUUUCUUGACUUUUUUUACUUUUUAUGUAGUCUUUUAGCACAAAUGGGUUAAAACAGACUAUAUUUCAAAUUGAAUAUUUAAAACACAUUACAGAAGUUUUCAAUUAUUUCUUUAGUCACAAACAGUUAUUAAUGAGAGAACAAUGACACAGACAUGUUGCAUGUCAGUUUUUAAUAUGUAUAAGAACAAAAUAUGGUAAUCGAAAAGUAAAGAGGGAAAGUAGCAAGCACAUAUUUCAAAUAUCUCAAGGUAAUGUUUGAUAUUCUAUUGAGGAUUUUGCCAAGCUUAAGUGCAGAAUAAGGAGCAGCAAAUAGUUUCCCUGUGUAGAAGUCUCUCCCAAACAGAUGUCAUAGAUGUGCGGUUUUCCUUUUGGACAAUGUUUGACAGCUGCCUGUAUGCAGACAAGAAGCUUGUCAUCUUCAAGAAUGCUAGCCUUACCGUUCUUUCCCGACCACGGCAUGGACAUUGCUGAUAUUUGAAAUAAACUGCUUAGGACGUUUUGCAUAAUGCAUGGUUCAUGUGGAACAGCCUACAUUGGAGUAGAAACUACU